Messenger RNA from Camellia sinensis, 780 nucleotides. NCBI's taxonomy places the organism in Eukaryota, Viridiplantae, Streptophyta, Magnoliopsida, Ericales, Theaceae. The record is from RefSeq and is a predicted model, not a curated record.
CAAAUUCUUCAAACCAAACUCAUCAAAUCUCACAUUCCAUUACAACAAUUCUCACAUCAAUCUCUCUAAUCCUUUUUAGCAUUUUCCAAAAAACUUUUGAUUUUCAAUGGAGAGGGUGACAAAUAUGGUGUCCCAAAAACCAGUGGUGAUCUUCAGCAAUAGCUCAUGUUGCAUGUGUCACACUAUCAAGACCCUCUUGUGUGAUUUUGGGGUCAACCCUAAUGUUCAUGAGCUCGAUGAAACGUCGAGAGGGUGGGAGAUCGAGCAGGAGCUUUUGCGACGCGGUUGCAACCCAACGGUGCCGGCGGUGUUCAUUGGCGGUGAACUUGUUGGCGGAGCCGAUGAGAUCAUGAGCCUCCACCUCAGGCGGGCAUUAAUCCCAAUGCUUAAGCGGGCAGGAGCUUUGUGGGUCUGAUGCCAUGUCAUAACACUGACACUCGUAGCUUUCCUUAUUACCUAAAAAAAAAUAACACUGACACUCGUGUUCUGUGUUUUAUUUGAAUGCAGAGCUAUUAGGUUUAGUAGCAUAUAUGAAGUGAGAGAGCCUACUUUAGUGCUAUAAUAAUUCACAAUACUACUAAAUAAUGUGUAGUAAAUCAGCUUUUUUGUAAUGUAAUCUCUCUUCGAGUUUUUGCUAAUAAAAAAGCUGAGUUUACGGUGAUUAACUAGUUUCUUCUUAAUUAAUGUCUUUUAAGAGUAUGUUAUAAAUACAUACGAUUGAGUCCUUGGAUUCAUAAAUAUUAUAAAAGGAAGUGCUUUGCUUCGGAUCAUUGCUAUUUA